GGAGGACUAAAGAACCGGAGCGCGACCAGCUCGAAUAUAAUUAAUGCUGUAUAAAUAACAGCAGAGGCGGUGACAAGCUCGCAGUUCACGACGUCUUGCUCACUGGUAUACAUCGUCAAAAUGAAAAUAAUACUGGUGGUAUCCUGCCUGAUAGCCGCUACGGUCGCUAAUCAGCCCAGUAUAUUAUCCUAUGAUAUAUUGGAAGGGACCUCGCAAAAAAACUAUGACUUCGAAUACUCGGUGAAUGAUCCAUCGACCGGUGAUAACAAAGCGCAGUGGGAGGUUCGCGAAGGUGAUGUAGUUAGAGGAGCAUACUCCUUGGUAGAGCCUGGUGGCAGCAUUAGGAUUGUUGAGUACACUGCUGAUCCUAUCCGCGGCUUCAAUUCAAAGAUGAGGAGAAUAGGACCGAAAUCACAUCCGCCUACUGUAAGGGUUGCUGCCGCUCCAGUAGUAGUCGCAGAGGUAGAGGAAGAACCUCAAGUGGCGCCAAUAGCAAUUGAAAAGCAGGAAGUCAUCGAACCCGUGGUCCCCGUCAAAUCUUAUUCACCCAUCUACGACUCAAUUGCCCUACCAAGGCCUAUUUACGAACCAAUUCUAGACUACGGCCCCAUGAUUUCCCCCAUUGAACCAGAGCCAGCAUAUUUGAAAUACCUCAACUCUUUUUCGAAUCCAGGAGUAACAAUAAGCGGUAAAAGUUACGGCCACAAAGGAAAUAUUGCCCGCAGGUGGGCGAUUGGUCCCAUCAAUCAUGGGGAAAAAGUGACCAUCAAAACAAGGAACUAAAUUAUGAUAAGCCUUAUUAUAUGUAAGUCACAAUAUGUAACUUCUGUGUAUAGGUAACUAUUAGGUUACUCACGGCUGUUGUGUUUUUUGCAUAAAAUAGUUGUAAGAAUACACAUAAGUCUGUAGAAGUUAAGCUGACUGUAUGUAUAUCCAGAGCAAUGAUCUGUACCUGAACUCUUAUGCUUGACGAUAAAUAUUUUUUUAAAGUAAAAGAA
Molecule: messenger RNA, 998 nt
Organism: Danaus plexippus (monarch butterfly)
Lineage: Eukaryota; Metazoa; Arthropoda; Insecta; Lepidoptera; Nymphalidae
Product: cuticle protein 8-like
Exons: 3
Coding region: 121-783 (220 amino acids)
Cellular component (GO): extracellular matrix
Source: RefSeq, a predicted model, not a curated record